Stylonychia lemnae is the source of this 906-nucleotide messenger RNA. The record is from the annotation of a GenBank genome assembly. Lineage: Eukaryota; Ciliophora; Spirotrichea; Sporadotrichida; Oxytrichidae.
AUGCAUAAAGAUAAAUAAACUAGCAGACAAAAAUAAAGUCUAAAAUCUGCGCCAGUAAGGGGUUCAAGACACUAUGAAUAAAUACCUUAAGAUAAUAUCGCUGAGGGUGAACCUGUAUAUGAUCCACAGGAGCCAGUAUAUUUCUAUAAGAAUACUUACGGAGGAACCUUGCCUAUUGGGUCUAUGAGACUUUUAAAAAGAGAGAAAAGAAAGCGCAGAUUGUAGUACUUAACUAAAUCCCUCUUUUUUGGAGGAUCAAUUGGACUCAUUAUAAUUUCAGCUUUGCGAUUUACUGCAGUUUAAGAGUAGACAGUGCAUGAGGCUAUAAUGGAUUUUUACUACUUGUUUUUUGGAGUGGUAGUUGCUCUUUCACAACUGAAUGUUCAUAAGGUUGCUGACUAGUUUAGAUUCUUAAACUACUACUGGGGAAAGGGAAUCUUCUGCAUGUUCUUAGCAUCAAUUAGUUUCUCAAACAAAGAGGAGGCGUUCGUUUAAUGGAUAAUGACUGUAUAUUUCUUUAUUACAGCAGCAAUGAUGUUUAUAUUGGCUUUAUUAGAUAGAACUAGAGAUGUGGAAUAAGGUAAAAUUGACUGGAAAAUUAUUGAGAAAACCUAUGUGGAAAAUGAUAACGAAGGUGGCAUCGAUUUCGAAAGAUUACCAUUUGCUAAUUACUUCAAAUAAAAGCUGUCAAAACACUAAAGGAGAAACAAUCAUUCGCUAAAUAACAACACAAAUUCAUAUAGGUAUGGGAUAAAUUAAGAUGACGAAGUAAUGUAAUCAAAUGAUGAGCAUAAGAACAUAAAAUAAGACUACGACAUUUAAGAAGUAAUAGAGUCAGGUAAGGGUGCAUAUAAAUCAUAUCAGAAAGGCUAAUAGCUGAAAAGAGCCCUUGAUUCUAGCUUCUGA